AACAAUCAAAAAAAGAAGGAGAUAACAAAAAAAAAAAAAUGGGUAGAGUAAAAAUACAGAUGAAGAAAAUAGAAGAUAGACAACAAAGAAACAUAUCAUUUGCUAAAAGAAAAAAUGGGCUUCUAAAAAAAGCUUAUGAACUCUCACUUCUAUGUGAUGUCGCCGUUGGUCUCAUAUUUUUCUCUCCUUCGGGUAAACUCUUCAUCUUUGAUGCCAAGCUAAGCAUCGAAGAUAUUAUAGAGAAGUAUAAUUCUCAGCCUACAUAUAAAAACGCAAGGCUCAAAGAUGCUACGGCUAUAGAAGAGCUUAUCGCUAAGAUGCGUAAGGAGUCGAUGCGUAGUGGACCGAACUUGAGAAAAAUUCAUGACGAUGGGGUUCGUAAUCAAAUUCAACAAAAGAAAAUCGAUGAAUGCCGUAUCAAGUUGGCCGAAGUGGAACGGGAAUUGGGACGUUAUUUGAAAAGUCCGAAUCAGUGGGAAUCACUAGCUGAACUUAUAGAUCGAGUGGAACUACUCGAGACGACGCUGGCUAAAGUGCAAUCUCGGAAGAAAGAAUUGGAAUCUAAAUAAACCCGCUGACACUGGCAUGGAG
Camelina sativa (false flax) is the source of this 591-nucleotide messenger RNA. RefSeq names its product agamous-like MADS-box protein AGL104. Lineage: Eukaryota; Viridiplantae; Streptophyta; Magnoliopsida; Brassicales; Brassicaceae. The record is from RefSeq and is a predicted model, not a curated record. Gene Ontology annotation, molecular function: DNA binding; protein dimerization activity.